This is a messenger RNA of Cicer arietinum (chickpea), 1149 nucleotides long. NCBI's taxonomy places the organism in Eukaryota, Viridiplantae, Streptophyta, Magnoliopsida, Fabales, Fabaceae. The record is from RefSeq and is a predicted model, not a curated record.
AUGGCUCGAACCAAACAGUCUGCACGAAAAAAUGCCUCUCCCUGUACACCACCAUAUUCGUCUUCCUCAUACCAAUCCAUAAAACGUUCUCCCUCUCCACCACCUCACCCAUCACCACCACACACAUCUUCUGCCUCUCCCUCUUCUCACACUAGUCAAGAAGUUCUAAACCUCAUUCCUCUGUCUACCUUUCUUCCACCACUAUACACUCGUCCUACACCAAACUUCGCUCAAGUGCCUCCCCAUCUACGCACUAGAAUCACUCCUCCACGCCGCUUCAUGCGUGUCCAACCUGGAAUUGGUACGUCAAAAUCCAUGAACCCUAAACCACAUUAUUUCAUCAUUUCAGACUCUGAGAGUGAUGACUCUUCUGAUUCGUGCCCCCCAGUAGCAAAAUCACCAACCCAACCUGAACCACAAAGAAACACGACGCCCACAACACCAACACCACCACCACAAAAUCCAUCAACAUCUACUAAACCUUCGACACCCUCAAAAUCUGCCUUCUCUUCUGAACCAUCGCACUCAACUCCUCCCCAUCAAAAACAGAGAUCAAUCAAUGACAUCGUUUCCCCUUCCACAAACCAAAAAGAAUCACUCUCUCAAUCAAAACCACCAACUAAACACAUGAGAACCAAAAACACAAUAACUAUUGCUCAAUUUCUUGCUCGAAAAAAUCUCCCAAAUCCUCAAAGAAAGAAAACGCUUGCCCCCAAACAAAACCUAAAAACAAAACGUUCUCAAGAACAUAUCCCAUCACCUUCCACUCUUUUUGCUCAAACAUCCGGCACAGUCUCUUCAGUUAUUCCCUCUUAUACACUUCACUCCCCCAUCCACGACUUCAGUACUUUCUUGUCUAAUCCACUUUUAUCUACCAUGUCUCCACUAUUUGUUUCACCUCAGAAAACCAGCUCAUCGAUUUUUGGCAUAAGUCAGUUUUUGAACUUUCCCGCUACUGUUGGCCCCUCUAUCACAUCUGUUGGCCCCCUACCAUCUGUUUCAUCUUCUUUUGCCUCUCUUCCAUCCUUAUCUACCAUGCAUAUUCCUUCCAACACAGUUGUUGCUACCACUUCUCAACCCUCCGCUUACCUUCCCUCCACUUCCACCUUAGCUGCACCCUCAAACUCUGACAUCAUGGCUGCUCUCUAG